UGAAGUCGGAGCCAGUAACCCAAGGAAGCGAUUGACAUAAGACACGUGUGAGAAUGUUUAGGGUUUUCUCCCAUGUAUAUCUCUCGGAACCCUUAUGUUCCCCAAAGCGUUAGGGAUCUUUUCUGUGAAUUUCCAGCUUUUCCUGCCUUAGCUGAGGAUACUUCCGCUUCCUGGAUUCCACUCAGUCCGACAAGAUUAGGAUCCAGUCUGAGAUCACCGUUCUACAAGGUUGACUGUGGCUGCAGGAGGCAUUGUUCCUGGGAGAAGGAAGGGAAGCAUGUGUGCAGUUGAUCAUGGAGGGUUGCUGUGCCAGGGUACCAGUUGGGAUACUGGAAAAUCCUCCACAAAGGCUACAGGUGAUCCUGGCAAAAGCAUUCUGCUUUUUGACUUCAUGAAUCAAUCUGACUUCAUGAGGCUCAUGUAAGUGAAAUUGCACAUCUGUCCUUCUUUGCCUUGCUAAUGUCUCUUAAUAUAAAUUUUUGUGUAUGUGUCAUAGAAUGUAUCAGAACUUUCUUUUUAAAGCUGGUUGAUAUUUUACACAUUUCCUUAUUCACAUCUGUUGCGUACUCUUGUAAGAUGUUUGCUUCUCCUGUUUUCCUCUCUAUCCCUGCCCUUUCUCUCUCUCUCUCUUUCUCUCUUUCCUGUCUCUACUUCCUCAGUAUCAAGGAGUACAAAUACCUAAGCUCUUCAAGGCUGUUGAAGACAAUCUUUAUGUAUUUCUGGCUUUUUUUUUUAAAUAAAAAGAUCAGGUGCGUGGACUUGUCUCGGUAUUAAAUGUGAUCCCAUUUAUCAGUAUGUCUGUUUUUAUGACAAACCAUGCUGUAUUAUUACUAUAGUUUUGUAGUACAAUUUGAGAAUUGAAAAUGAUGGUACCUCUAAUAGUUACUUUAUUAUUUAGAAUAUUUUAUAUUCAGAAUUGUGUGUAUGUGUGUGUGUAUAGUUAUAAAAGAUAUUGUUUACCUGAUUUCUCUCACAGUCCAUUUGUAUUUGCUCAUAGGAAGAGUUCUGAUUUUCAUGUAAUAAUUUUGUAUUCUGUAACUUUACUGAAAAUGUUUCCUGAUGGAAUUUUUAGGGUCACAUAUAUAAUACUAUCAACUGUGGUUAAAAGUCCUUUAACUCCUUCUUUUCCUGUUUGUAUUCCCUUGUUCUCCUUUAUUUAUAUUAUUUUCUAAGACUUCAAGUUCUAUAUUGAAUAGGUAUGGAGAGAGUGGGCAUUCUUGUCUUGUUCCUGAUGUUAGUGGAAAUGCUUUGAGUUUCUCUAUUUAGGUUGAUGUUGGCCCACUAUUAGACAGCUUAUGGGUCAAGAAGAAAUGCCAAGAAAAAAAUUCAGAGUUCUCCUCACUAAGUAAGAGAGACAGCCUUUGAAGUCGCCCUGGGGCCAGCUGUCAGCUUUGAGAAGCAGUGCCUCCUCACAUAUGCCUGCACUCAGCUACGGCAGCCCGUGCCCCUUAAACGAUGGCUGCACUUGGUCUGUCUCCCACAUUUGGUACAUAAGACCUCAAGGCCCAAGGGUAGGACAAGUACAAUUUAGGACACCCUACCAUCACCGUUGCAUGGAUUUCUUUUAGAUUCUUAUCCAGGAGUGUGUGACAUUUCAAGAUAUUGCUGUGGAUUUUACUGAGAAAGAGUGGCCCCUGUUGGAUUCUUCCCAGAGAAAACUAUACAAAGAUGUAAUGCUGGAGAAUUAUAGCAACCUGACUUCCCUGGCUCCUAAGUCUGCCAUGUCCACCUUCAGAAAACUCUGAAGACCAAAUUAUUUCCCCUGGUGUGAUGGGAGGGUUGUCCUCUGCACAGUCCCCCUUCCAUAUGUGUCUUUCCUGGCGAGUAGGGUAUCAAGUUGGCAAACCCAGCCUCAUCUCACACCUGGAGCAAGAAGAGGAGCUGAGGAUGGAGGAGAGAAACAUUAAAUGGGGUGCUUCUCUAGAUUCAGGAACUCCAUCUCAGAUAAAGUGGUCCAUUGUUGUGGAAGAUAUUUUUGGUGAGGAAACAUCUAAUGGAGUGAUAUUGGAAAAAUCUCAUCUUUUGGAGAAAUCAUCUGAUUUCGCCCAUUUACUUGAUGUCUUCAGUAUUGGCCCUCACUUAAGUCAGCCAGUUGGAAGACCUGUAAACAAGAGGCCCUGUCACCGCCACAGCUGUGGAGUUGCUUUCAAGAAGAGGACUCACCUGCCGCAGCACAUGAACUUGUAUGAUGGGAGAAAAGUGCAUGAAUGUCACCAGUGCCAGAAAGCCUUCACCACCAGCGCUUCUCUUACAAGGCAUCAUAGGAUUCACACUGGGGAGAAGCCUUAUGAGUGCAGCAACUGUGGCAAAGCCUUCAAUGACUCCUCAGCUCUAAGGAGCCACGCAAGAACUCACCUGAAAGAGAAGCCCUUUGACUGCAGUCAGUGUGGUAACGCCUUCCGGACUCCCUCUGCUCUGAAGGUACACAUGAGAGUUCACACUGGUGAAAGACCCUACAAAUGCGAUGAGUGCAGCAAAGCCUACGGCAGGAGCUGCCACCUCAUAGCCCACAAGCGGACACACACUGGGGAGAGGCCCUAUCAGUGCCAGGACUGCGGAAAGGCCUUCCAGCACCCCUCCCACCUGAAGGAACAUGUCCGGAACCAUACUGGGGAAAAGCCUUAUGAGUGUACACAGUGCGGCAAAGCCUUCCGUUGGAAGUCCAACUUCAAUUUGCAUAAGAAGAACCACAUGGUCGAGAAAAGCUAUGAGUGCAAAGAAUGUGGAAAGUCCUUCAGUGACCUCCUAUCAAGGAGGAAACACAUGAGACUUCAUAUUGUAAAGAAACCAGUUGAGUGUUGCCAGUGUGGGAAAACCUUCCGAAACCAGUCUAUCUUGAAGACACACAUGAACUCUCACACUGGAGAGAAACCUUAUGGCUGUGAUUUCUGUGGAAAAGCCUUCAGUGCAAGCUCCAACCUCACUGCACACAGAAAGAUACACACUCAGGAGAGACACUAUGAAUGCCCUUCCUGUGGGAAGGUCUUUGGUGAUUACCUGUCACGGAGGAGGCAUAUGAGCAUUCAUCUUGUCAAGAAGCAUGUGGAAUGUUGUCAGUGUGGAAAAGCUUUCAGAAACCAAUCCACCCUGAAGACUCACAUGAGAAGCCACACAGGCGAGAAGCCAUAUGAAUGUGACCAUUGUGGGAAAGCCUUCAGCAUAGGUUCCAACCUUAAUGUACACCGAAGGAUUCAUACCGGGGAAAAGCCCUAUGAAUGCCUUGUUUGUGGAAAAACCUUCAGCGACCAUUCAUCCCUUAGGAGUCAUAUGAAAACCCACCGGGGAGAGAAGCUCUUUGCCCCAUCCAUGUGGAAAAGGCUUCAGUGAGUACUCAGAUGUAAAGGAAACUUGACAGGUUUAAGAAGUCACAAAUCUUUCAUGAACUCUCCACAUAAAAAACGCAAAAGGUCACAUGGAACUUGGGAUAAAUCCAGUUUGUGGGAAAAUUGAAAAGACUUGACUUGGUAUUCAGCACUUGUGAUCUCUGUGAGAAAACAGGGAAUUGGGAAAAUUUUUGUAUUGAGUAUCAAGAAAUUUUCAGCAUAGUUCAUAAUCUGAAACUUAUGAGAAUUUAGGAGAGACUAUUCAACUUGAGUGUUUAGUGAUAAAAAUCAGCAAAAGUUUAUGGGCACUCCAAAGUGAAUCUUUAUCGCUACAGUGACUAGGGAACUCUUUCCUCAUCUCGCGUUUGUCCCAUGGGUAAGAAAUCAGAGUAAAGAGAACAAUCUCAGGAGUAACACACAGGAAAAACUGGAUAAAGAGGUGAGCAAGCUAGCCAGCCUGUUUAUUGUUGGCUCACAAGCAAAAUGCUUGUUCUUUUAAAAGGCAAAAGGCAUCUGGAAAAUAUCCUCCAUGGCACUGACAUACACGCUUUUGUAAAAAUCUUUUUCAGACAGUAUUGAUUCUCAACCUGGGGCAGUUUUGCUCUUCAGAGCAUUUGUCAAUAUCUGGAUAGAUUUUUGGUUUGAUAAUGGGGAGAGAGGUAUGACAGGCAUAUAGAAAGAUGACAUCAGUAUACAACGAUAUCAUUGUAUCAAGUAGCCGACAAAUACACAAAAGUCAUCCAUGUCAAAGAAUUAUGUGUAGUACUAUACUAUAAUCGUGCUGAAUUUGAAGCUAUCAUUCAUUCCUCAACUAUUAUGACCUCUGUGAAUACUCAGAUUUGGAGAAAUUUUUGCAGCUUUUUAACAGAAAAAAAAAAUACAAUUCAGUUAUUUCUGGAAAUGUGUGAAAACAUACACUUCUGCUAACUCUCUGUGAAAAUGUUAAUAGCCAUAGUCUCCUUGUGUCUGAAUGUAGAAUUAAUUGUAUUUACAAGUCUUUCAUAAUGACAACAUAAUGAUCUUUUUAUUUUUAGAGUUACAAUCUUCUGAAUAACUCUUAGGCCUCUUUACAAAUGGUAUGUAGAUACUAUUUUCUUUGGAAAACUUAACCUGAUUUAGAACUCUGUUAUGUUAUGUACUGGGUAAUGUGAGUAUUUUUGGUACCUGUGUCAAAUGCAUUGUGAUUAAAGCGCGAAGCUUCCUAAUGUAGGUCCUUUGGUUGCUUGUGACUUUCUGUCAGAAAGAGUAACAGAAUUCUAGUUGCUUCCCCAGUAUGCAUUUUAAACUCCCAUAACAGAAGAAUCACAGUUUUAUUUGAUGAGUAAAUGGUGCUACUAUAAGAAAUCAUUUGCAGUUUUUCUUGCAACUAGGACUUUCUACAUUCUUUUUUGUUUGGUUUGGUUUGGUUUUUUGUUUUUGUUUUUGUUUUCAAGACAGGGUUUCUCUGUAGCUUUGGAGACUGUCCUGGAACUCACUCUUGUAGACUAGGCUGGUUUCAAACUCACAGAGAUCUGUCUGCCUCCCAAGUGCUGGGGUUAAAGGCAUGCGCCACCACCCAGAAGUAUUCUCUACAUUCUAUGACCCUGAACAUUGAUAAACAGAGGUCUUUGGCUUUCUGAGAAAAAGAUCUUGGAGAAAAAAAAAGUCUGAUUUUUUUUUUUUAAUUCAUUGUGUGACCCAGAAGAUAAAAACUACAGUCUAAAGAGGACACUCUAGAAAAGUCACAGUAAUCCCAAUCUGUACUGUGACUUCUGAAAGACUUUACAGUGGUGCUCAAUUUAUUGUACCUAGACUUUCUAUUACCUGAGAAAACAAUAAAAUUCAUUACAAGUUUACAA
Messenger RNA from Alexandromys fortis (reed vole), 5161 nucleotides. It is a transcript of the gene Znf317, whose product is annotated as zinc finger protein 317. The transcript has 8 exons. Gene Ontology annotation, molecular function: RNA polymerase II cis-regulatory region sequence-specific DNA binding; DNA-binding transcription factor activity, RNA polymerase II-specific. Gene Ontology annotation, biological process: regulation of transcription by RNA polymerase II. NCBI's taxonomy places the organism in Eukaryota, Metazoa, Chordata, Mammalia, Rodentia, Cricetidae. Gene Ontology annotation, cellular component: nucleus. Bases 1771 to 3327 code for a protein of 518 amino acids. The record is from RefSeq and is a predicted model, not a curated record.